AUGAGCCCUGCCCCGGAACCUCCGCAGACGAAGAAACGCGAAUCGCGUGCUGGAGCACGGAAAGUGACGUCGCUCUCUGCCGAGCAACUAGAAAGGAAGCGUGCCAAUGACCGUGAGGCUCAAAGAACCAUUCGUCAGCGGACAAAGGAGCAUAUCGAGCGUCUAGAGCAUCAGGUGGCGGAGCUGAAAAUCAAAGGCGACCGAUUCGACGAGAUAGUCCGACGAAAUACCGCCAUGGAGAUGGAGAUUCGUUCCUUAAGACACCAAUUAGCCUUGGCCACAGGCAGGCAGGGUCAUCCGAGCCUGGAUGGCUCAUACAGCACUCCCUCCGGGUCCAUGCUACCUUCACCUCAUCUCCCGGACUCCUUGAGCUUGAAUCCAGCUUCCAGGGCAGCUUCCGUGCUGUCCACAUCAAGUCGAACAUCCAUAGCUCCCGAGUGGCAACCAUACGGUUCAGCUCGGACAUCUUCUGUAGGGGACCCCUCGGACACAAACUACGGGGCUAGGCUCGAGCCAUAUGUCUAUGAAAGUCACAUUCAAGCGCCCAACCCGCUACCGGUCGCUUCAGCCCAUAUUGGUUACAAUCCUUCCCUCUGUGCACAACCGACCCAGCCUCCUGAUUCGGGUUAUCCGCCUUAUCCGCAGGGCUACCACCCCGAGGCUAUCCGUGGUCUCGGGCAGGAGGGCUCACACCACGCCCAACCCCAAAUACCCUGUAUUCCGGGUCAACGAUCGAUGUCGGUGCCGACUUGUUCUUCAGAAAGAGAAUCAUCGGGGUAUCCUGUUGUCCAGGCACCACAGCAAUAUCACGAGCAUACCAUUUCGUCCCAUUCGACACAGUCGAGGAACGCGUAUAGCUAUGACUGGAGCCAUCAUCAAUCUUGA
Molecule: messenger RNA, 885 nt
Organism: Aspergillus uvarum CBS 121591
Lineage: Eukaryota; Fungi; Ascomycota; Eurotiomycetes; Eurotiales; Aspergillaceae
Product: bZIP transcription factor
Exons: 2
Coding region: 1-885 (294 amino acids)
Biological process (GO): regulation of DNA-templated transcription
Molecular function (GO): DNA-binding transcription factor activity
Source: RefSeq, a predicted model, not a curated record